UAAAAGUAUGCCUUCAUCUAGCAAUUGGUUACAAGUCAUCGCCAAUGAGGAACAGCCUAAAUUAAACACUUUACCAUCUUGUGUAAGUUUAAGUAAUAUAAAGAGCGAUAAUUAUGUUCGUUUAAUAGCUGUCGAUAUAACGGUGGAUGAUAAGGAACAAUAUUCUGGUAAACUAAAAGUAUUCCGUGGCCUAGAUUUAGAAUCAGAGCAUGAAUUGGGAGGAAUACCGGCAGCUAUUGAAAGCUUGUAUAUCGAUGAAACCGAAUCAAAAACACCCAUUCUAGCAGUUGCUAUAGCGGAAUCGAUAUUAUUUUAUCGACACAUGAAACCAUACUUUAAAUACACGUUACCCGAACUGGAAAUUUUAGAUGCCGAACGUGAAAUAUGGCGUCGAUUGAGUAUAGUGCGACAAGAAGAUCAAGAAAAUUUUGUGGAAGCUUUAAAGGCUUAUGAACGUCCUAAGUUGUGUAGGAAAUCUCAACGUUUAUUACAACUUUUACCCGAAGAGAGAUAUAAUUUCAUACGCGAUCAUGCAGAAGGACCUUUUAAUCGUUUUGCGAACGUGAUCGCUUUAAAAUGUUUAGCCCGCGUUUCGACAGGCCAUAGCCAACCUCCUUCACAUUUAGUAGUCGCCACAGACAAUGGAGAAGUUUUAAUCAUAGAACCUCAAAGUUUUGGUAUACUUUACAAAGCCACAGUUUGUCCGGAUACACCACCUAGUGUAUUAGCGGUUCAUGGAACAUUUGAGACUGAUUUUUGUGUUAUAAUCGCUACACGCUAUGGUUCGGUGUAUUUACUGCGCAAAGCUUGCCCGGAAGCUCAGGAAAUAUUCAAACUAUCUCAACCGAUGACAGGUUUAGUACUUUUACCCAUCGACCAAACAAUAGUGGCCGCCGCUAUGAAUAAACGUUUACUGUGCUAUUCCAAAAAAGGUAAACAACUGUAUUUGAUACCUUUAGGCAAACAGCCAAUUUGCCUAAACUCAAUUAAUUUACAACACUUGGGUUUAACUUUAAUAUGUGUGGCCCUAGAAGGUGGUUUAGUACAAUUUUAUAUGCAAAAAUAUUUAGUAGAUGAAUUUCAAACUAAUGGUACUGUUAGUUCAAUGUUAUUCGGUCGUAUGGGCUGGGAAGAGUAUGUACUCUGCUUAACAACCAUUGAAGGUGACUUAAUAGUGAAAAUAUUAAAGCGUACCGCGACUUUUGAGCCUCUUCAAAAUUUAUCUACUCGCAACAUACUGGGAAUUGACGAUGAUAUGGUUGAUGCUACGAUUUUAGAAAAACCCAAAAAAAGUUCAAUAUUUGUAGAGCAAAUAGCUCGUGAGAAGAAAAAUGCCAAAAUUACUUACGGUAGCUUUCAAGUGGAGUUGUGGCGUCUUCGACACACAGCUGCACGAGCCACAGUUGGUGCUUUAAAUUCCUCAGAGCAAACAACAUCCAAUGAUAUCACUCAUGCACCAGUCAAAUUGUCAGCAGAAGUAUGCGGAGCAGGUUCUAUAUUUAGGGUAUACUUAACUAUACAAAACCUAUCCACUUAUAAAAUGGCGUCGAAUUUAACUGUACUCAUUCAUUCCGAUCGUCGUCAUUAUACAACAGUAAAAUCGCUAGCAAAGAUUUCUUUAUUUCAGUUACCCUGCAUUUUACCAGGUAUACCUUUGAAAAUUGAUUUUGAGGUUGUUGCUGUAAUAAAUCCGAAUGAUAAAUUACCACCGCACAGCUUAACACCAGACAAUUCACAUAUACGAAUUAUGCUAAUCAAAGCGCAGCAAGCAAAACCGUUAAUAGCUGCCGUCAUUGCUAUACCCACAACCAUAUAAAGCGCACAAGAAUCACAA
Messenger RNA from Glossina fuscipes, 1834 nucleotides. It is a transcript of the gene BBS1, whose product is annotated as Bardet-Biedl syndrome 1 protein homolog. Gene Ontology annotation, molecular function: smoothened binding; patched binding. The record is from RefSeq and is a predicted model, not a curated record. The transcript is spliced from 4 exons. Gene Ontology annotation, biological process: non-motile cilium assembly; protein localization to cilium. Gene Ontology annotation, cellular component: BBSome; centrosome; axoneme. Bases 8 to 1816 code for a protein of 602 amino acids. NCBI's taxonomy places the organism in Eukaryota, Metazoa, Arthropoda, Insecta, Diptera, Glossinidae.